AUUCCCUCUCAGGGUGUGGGCACCCUGACACACCUGCCCGACAGACCCAGGCUGGACAAACUCCCUCAGGUCCUCCGUAUGACCGCUCUUCGGAGAGAAAAGGGGGAGCCGCAAAGAGCGAAGGAGGCCGACGGGAAAAGGGAGAGGAAGCCUCUCCGUGCGCCCCGGAGCUGGGUUGGCAGAGAGGUGCCCGGCAGAGUAGGCUGGGGGAGCGGGGACGGUCCCCGCCGAUCGCAAGUGAGCUCAGCAUCCUUCCCCGGUCCUUCUCCUUCCUCCUCCGCCCCCCGCCCGCGCGGCUGCCUGGGAGCGGCGGCCGAGAGGGGCCUAGGAAGUUGGUGGCAACUUCUCCAUCCCGGGGACGCUCGGCGCCGGGCGCUCAAGUUGGAGCCGGGAUUUUGAAAGCCGCGGCACUCCGCCUUGGAGUCCCCGCCGGAGGUAGUGAGGUGGGCCCGCAGGGGCUCCCGGAGCGACUGCAGGUUUGAAGGAGGGCUGGAAGGCAGGAAGAGGCGCUGCCCUCUGAGCGGGGCUGACACAUCGCAGGUGCGGCCUCAGGGUCCGCACCGUGUCUCCCUCCUGCGGUCCCGACCCGAGCGUGGCGGCCUUCUCCGGGCGCUUCCCUGCGGAGGCUCCCGGGGCGGCGGCGCGUGGGUUUGGGCAACCACCGUAAGGGGGACGAAGCAGGCAGGUGGCAGGUGGCAGGUGCGGGGAGCCACACGCGCCCACCGGGGACAUGCACCGGGCGUGACUCUUGGGAUGACCCCCCAGAAGGAGGAGAGGAUCUCAGGGCUUUUGCUGGAGAUCUUGGCCCCGACCUCCUCUGGGGCGUUGCAAGUCUCACGUACUAGUGUCAACCACAGGAUCGCCUCGUAAAAGUGCCCUGGUUGGCAGCUUUGACCUCUGCGCCCUUCCUCGGCGAACUUUCUCCGCGGCAUUCCAGAUUUCCAGGCAAUUGUUGUAAGACUUGGACUCUACGUGGUUGUAUCAGAGACAGGGAAAAUUAAAAAAAAAAAAAAAAAAAAAGACGUCCUAUUCUCAGGAGAGAACCGUUCUACCCGGACUGGCUGGGGUUCCCUGCUUGCAUCCUUGGAGGCCAGGAGACCUGACUUUUCCAAGAGGAACAGAGGAGGGGUGAUCUUUAGAGGGUAACUGAGUAUGGAUCAUUUGAACGAGGCACCUCAGGGGAAAGAACAUUCAGACAUGUCUAACAAUGUGAGCGAUCCGAAGGGUCCACCAGCCAAGAUUGCCCGCCUGGAGCAGAACGGGAGCCCACUAGGAAGAGGAAGGCUUGGGAGCACAGGUGCAAAAAUGCAGGGAGUGCCUUUAAAACACUCGGGCCAUCUGAUGAAAACCAACCUUAGGAAAGGAACCAUGCUACCAGUUUUCUGCGUGGUGGAACAUUAUGAAAACGCCAUUGAAUAUGAUUGCAAGGAGGAGCAUGCGGAAUUUGUGUUGGUGAGAAAGGAUAUGCUUUUCAACCAGCUGAUAGAAAUGGCAUUACUGUCUCUGGGUUAUUCACAUAGCUCUGCUGCCCAGGCCAAAGGCCUAAUCCAGGUUGGAAAGUGGAAUCCAGUUCCACUGUCUUAUGUGACAGAUGCCCCUGAUGCUACGGUAGCAGAUAUGCUUCAAGACGUGUAUCAUGUGGUCACAUUGAAAAUUCAGUUACACAGUUGCCCCAAACUAGAAGACUUGCCUCCCGAACAAUGGUCGCACACCACAGUAAGGAAUGCUCUGAAGGACUUACUGAAAGAUAUGAAUCAGAGUUCGUUGGCCAAGGAGUGCCCCCUUUCACAGAGUAUGAUUUCUUCCAUUGUGAACAGCACUUACUAUGCAAAUGUCUCAGCAGCAAAAUGUCAAGAAUUUGGAAGGUGGUACAAACAUUUCAAGAAGACAAAAGAUAUGAUGGUUGAAAUGGAUAGUCUUUCUGAACUAUCCCAGCAAGGGGCCAAUCACGUCAACUUUGGCCAGCAGCCGGUCCCAGGGAACACAGCCGAGCAGCCUCCGUCCCCCGCGCAGCUCUCCCAUGGCAGCCAGCCCUCUGUCCGGACCCCUCUACCGAACCUGCACCCUGGGCUCGUGUCAACGCCCAUCAGUCCUCAAUUGGUCAACCAGCAGCUAGUGAUGGCUCAGCUGCUGAACCAGCAGUAUGCAGUGAAUAGACUUUUAGCCCAGCAGUCCUUAAACCAACAAUACUUGAACCACCCUCCCCCUGUCAGUAGAUCUAUGAAUAAGCCUUUGGAGCAACAGGUUUCAACCAACACAGAGGUGUCUUCCGAAAUCUACCAGUGGGUACGUGAUGAACUGAAACGAGCAGGAAUCUCCCAGGCAGUAUUUGCACGUGUGGCUUUUAACAGAACUCAGGGCUUGCUUUCAGAAAUCCUCCGAAAGGAAGAGGACCCCAAGACUGCAUCCCAGUCUUUGCUGGUAAACCUUCGGGCUAUGCAGAAUUUCUUGCAGUUACCAGAAGCUGAAAGAGAUCGCAUUUACCAGGAUGAAAGGGAAAGGAGUUUGAAUGCUGCCUCGGCUAUGGGUCCUGCCCCCCUGAUAAGCACACCACCCAGCCGUCCUCCCCAGGUGAAAACAGCUACGAUUGCCACUGAGAGGAAUGGGAAACCAGAGAACAAUACCAUGAACAUUAAUGCUUCCAUUUAUGAUGAGAUUCAGCAGGAAAUGAAGCGCGCUAAAGUGUCCCAAGCACUGUUUGCAAAGGUUGCAGCGACCAAAAGCCAGGGGUGGUUGUGUGAGCUGUUACGCUGGAAAGAAGAUCCUUCUCCAGAAAACAGGACUCUGUGGGAGAACCUCUCCAUGAUCCGAAGGUUCCUCAGUCUUCCUCAGCCAGAACGUGAUGCCAUUUAUGAACAGGAGAGCAACGCGGUGCAUCACCAUGGCGACAGGCCGCCCCACAUUAUCCAUGUUCCAGCAGAGCAGAUUCAGAGCCCCUCUCCCACCACCCUUGGGACAGGAGAUUCUAGAGGCGUUUUCUUACCAGGCCUGCUGACCCCUGCACCGUGGCUCGGUGCUGCUCCUCAGCAGCAGCCGCAGGCGCAGGCGCAGCAGCAGCCGGCGCCGCCGCCCCCGCAGGCGCAGGCGCAGCAGCCCAGCGGGCCCCGGCUCCCCCCGCGGCAGCCCACGGUGGCCUCGCCCGCCGAGGCGGAGGACGACAGCCGGCAGAAGACCCGGCCGCGGACCAAGAUUUCCGUGGAAGCCCUGGGCAUCCUGCAGAGUUUCAUCCAAGACGUCGGCCUGUACCCGGACGAGGAGGCCAUCCAGACUCUGUCGGCGCAGCUCGACCUCCCCAAGUACACCAUCAUCAAGUUCUUUCAGAACCAGCGGUAUUACCUGAAGCACCACGGCAAACUGAAGGACAACUCGGGCCUGGAGGUGGACGUGGCCGAGUACAAGGAGGAGGAGUUGCUUAAGGAUUUGGAAGAGAGCGUCCAAGACAAAAAUGCUAACACCCUUUUCUCGGUGAAGCUAGAAGAGGAGCUGUCGGUGGAGGGGAACACAGACAUUAACGCCGACUUGAAAGACUGAGCCCGGAGCAUCACCUUCAUCCGGCAGCGCCCCUGGGAUCGGCACCGGCACCGGCACCGGCGGAGAGGGCCGCCUUGUAUUCUCAGAAAAGCCUUCAUGUCCACGGCGUGGCCAAUGAAGCUUCAGAAACUUGCACAAACAGGAGAGUUGAGAAAGGAUGAUCCAGACUGCACUAAACGUUUUACUCUGUUUUACAAACUGCUUGGCAGCCCCAGGUGAAGCAUCGAGGAUUGUUUGGUAUUAAAAGUUAGAAUUUCUGUUCCCGGGACACAUCGAGGUGUGUACCCCGUAGGCAUGAUACCAGUGAUUUUUUUUUUUUUUAAUUUAAAAAAAAAAUUUUUUUUUUUUAUUAUUCUGGAGCCUCAAACAAGCAUUAUAACUUUCUGUGAUUAUGAUUUCCUUCCUUUAAUUAUUUCUGUAACACUCCACACUGAUCUUUGGAAACUCGCCCCUUAUUUUAAAAAAAGAAGAAGAAGAAGAAAAAAAAAGAGUUUGUUACUCUAUUGUAUGUUACAAAAGAACUAUAGACUGUGGAAUGCAGUUUAAAGAUGACAUAUGCCAACAAAUGCCUUGUAUUAUAUGGCACUGCCGUAAUUCAAAUUUGUUUUUAUUUUGGAAAUAAAAGUUCACUGUAAUUUUUUUCAUUCUCAUUGUUACAUGAUUUUUUAAAAAAUGAAAAGAAAAUGUGAAACACAAUUUAGUCCUCAUUAUUUAUUUGUAGAUCCUGCAGCAUCAUGUUGUAAUUAAUUUUUUGGAAGUUUCCGUUAAAUGUAAUAUUGCUUCUCUUGUUACCAUACUGAUUCUUUUCUAUUUAUAAAUGUAUUUUGAUGGGCAGUAAAACAAAGUGUCUUAAAAGUUUUAAAUAGAGAAAAAUGUGCUUUACACAGUUGCCUAUAAAAAGUGCUCUAUGUUAUCCAAGCAAUUCAUACUAUAAGCUUCACUCUUAUUGUUGUAUGCAAUUUUUACUAUCAUGCAAAUAAGCUUAGGUAAAUAAAACUAAUAGAUCACCUUAGAAAAUUAUGCAAUUAAUGUGAAAAUAAUUGAUGUUUGCAAUGUGUCUUCCUUUGGUUUACAAUCAAUUUUAAAGCUACAUCUGUAUAAAAUUUCUGUAUAAAGGUGUAUUUCUUUUUUAUGAGUUUAUGGCUAUGAAAACACCAGCUAUUUUGUUACAGCUGGCUGUUUUUAUAAGUGUAUCACAAUUUUCUUUAUGCAGAAAUGUUCUGAUUAGGAGUGGUUAUUGACUGUAACUACACAAUUAAAAUUGUUUGUAUGGUAUGACAUGGUAGGGUUUGUCUGCUUAUGUGAAGUAACUUUAAAGAGUCAAAGAUGGCCCUCUCAGUUAGGUGCAUGUUACUAUUUUCUUGAUGAUAUUUUACUGACUUUAAAAAGAGCGAUUGAAAAGUCACUUGAAACACUGUAAAUUUAAAUCACAAACACGUGCUCAUUUUUUAAGUUUAAAAGUGAAGACCAUAACCUGUUUGGGGUUAACAUUUUGCCUAAUAAACAAGAGAUAGCAGGAUGGUCGAAACACCCACCAACAAAAACAUAAAUCUAGUCUCUAGGAGUUACGUACUUAGAAUGAAUUCAUCUGCAUUUUAUUUCACAAUAUUUAAUUAUGGCAACACUUUUUUUGAAGCUAAUGUAUAAAUAUUUUAAAGGCCUUUACCAGUAACAUAAAGUAGGGGAAAAAUGGACCUUCUGUAUAAAAACCUCUUAGCAAUGUAUUUUUUUAAGUUAUGAAUGGAAUAUAAGUUAAUAACUCUGAGCUCAUUUGGUUGUGUAUGUCAUAACUAUAAGAACUAAAUGAAGAAAAUAACACACCUGGAAUUUAAACACAGUCUUCAGAAUCCUUGCAACAUAAAACUCCAUACACUCCGAGAUACAAAAAUGAGGUGUGCUAAUGGUCAUGGAAUGGAUUGAGGCCAGUGUUGCAGUUUUUGAUUAUUAUUUCUUUGUAUUCACUUUAUCUCUUGCUGCUUCUUUUUAAGAUUUCCUAGAUGUUAAUAGGGGUAUCUGGAUUCCUUGAUAGUUGGUUCUGAAAUUGUCCAAUCUCUUCAUGCCUAACAUCUUUCCAGGCACUGAUGAGCUCAUUGGUAGGCAACUGGGCUGCUUUAAUGUUGAACUUUUACUUAAGAAACUAAAAUGGCAUCAUUGAAGACUCCCAAUUCAGCUGUAAAAGUACUAUUUACUUUUGAAGCACAGCUGAACUACUUUGAAGGCAGCUGGUUGGCUGUAACAAAAUUGUAUCGAAAAAAAGUUUUCAAUUCUUUUUAUUAAAUGAGAAGACAACUUUUAAACAUUCUUGCUCACUUCGAGUUUGGAAAACCAUUUGAGGAAAAGAAAUUUAAUAUAAUAGAAACUAGAUUUCAUGUAUUUAAAAAAAUGAGUAGAAACUAGUGUGCCAUGAAGUUUUUUUUUUUUUUUUUUUUUUACCAAAUCCUUUCUUCCUCUUUUCUUUCCCCCCCUCUGGGUUUAGAGGGAAAAGCUAAAGCAAGGAGUAGUCUUUUAUUAUUUUAACCAGCCCCAACAGAAUAUAAGGUGCCAGAAAUUUAAUUUUUUAGAAGGAAAAUUGGAUUGCCAUUACGAUUUUGCCAUUCCCAAUAACCUAAUUUCUUUUGAAAUAACAUUUUGGAUGCAUUUGAUGAGCGUGUGUAAGAAAUCAAUACAAUACUAAUAAUACUCUCACUUGGACCCUUUAACUUAAACAGCAUCAUCUUCCUAGAUAUGAUAUUUUAAGCCAAAAACAAAUAAAUUAAAAGCACAGAUCAAAAAACAGUGAUGGUCAUGAUGGAGUGAGCAAAAUUGUUUUCAGAGAAGAUGGCACAAUUUGGAGAUGAUUUGUUUGGGUCAUCUUCCACAUUGCUCCCCCAAUGUCAUUUAAUGUUCAUACCAGUCCUCUUACUACCAGUGGCUAUGGUAAAACUCCUUGAACAAGCUUCAUUGUGUCCACGUAUUUCAGAAACUUUUAGAAGCUGGGCAUGACAUAGCGCUUUGUGCUGUUAAGACCUUAGCAGAGUCAGGUAGUUUACGGGUAAUAUUCAACCUUGUGCAUCUGAAUCUGUCAUAGAUUCCUUCCCUCAGCACUUUGCCACUAAUUUGUAUUACACUCUGUGGCCAUAUAAUACUUGCACAUUAUGCAAAAAAUAAUGUUGACAGUAUCUCCUUGGCACGUAAUAUGCAGAGUUGACACAUAACCUUUGAAAACCAAGGUAACUAAUAUGUGUGCCCUAGUUGUAUGGCACUUGGUUAAAAAAUCUGUACAUAUUAUGUAUAAAAUGUGUAUUGAUUAACAUUUAGUACUAAGGAAUUCUGAGCUUAAAAGAAGUGGUUUUUUUUUUUUCCAAGUAGUGAUAUCUAUAUCUAACUGUGCUUAUCUAAAAUAUAUAGCUUGAGUAGAAGACAUUUUCAAAUGGUUCAGCAUUGAGUAAAAAUGACAAUCCCAUACAUUUCAUUAUUAAAUUCUGCCCUAUUCCCUAUUGUUAUCAUCAGCUGAUACUAAGGUCCUUGAUUGUCACAAUAUUAUCAAUAAAUGAGGUAUUCUGAACUGCCUGGUGAUAUUUUCAAAAAGAGCAAUUAAAAUGUGUAUACCCUAUUUCUAUAGCCAAUAAAAAAAUAGAACUACCUGGCUGAUGCAAGCCAAAAAUUUGCAUGAUAGUGUGGAAACCAAUGAAGGUCCAAAAAUAUUAAUCACGUUUAAAAAAUAUCAAAAGAUACUGGUACUAUAGUUUAUCUUACAAAUGAGUAUUUUUGACUUUUAAAGGGGGCAUAUUCAUAUUAUGGAUUCAGUGUUUCUUCGGAAGCAAUCCUUUUAAUGUAAAUACUAAAUACUUGCAUGUCUUUUGACAAAGGUUAAAUUACAAUCUAUUAACAUGCACAUUUUUGAUAAAAUAUAAAGUACCCUUAUUUAAAAAAAAAAAAAUGUGGUGAAAGGUGUAUGUCCAGAAUACUAUUACCUGUUAAACAAUACCAAAUGUUAAAUAAAAAUAGUUUGGAUUUAAUGUUUAAAA
Canis lupus familiaris (dog) is the source of this 7538-nucleotide messenger RNA. It is a transcript of the gene SATB1, whose product is annotated as SATB homeobox 1. Lineage: Eukaryota; Metazoa; Chordata; Mammalia; Carnivora; Canidae. Bases 1153 to 3531 code for a protein of 792 amino acids. Gene Ontology annotation, biological process: chromatin remodeling; regulation of transcription by RNA polymerase II. Gene Ontology annotation, molecular function: DNA-binding transcription factor activity, RNA polymerase II-specific; RNA polymerase II cis-regulatory region sequence-specific DNA binding. The transcript is spliced from 12 exons. The record is from RefSeq and is a predicted model, not a curated record.